AUGUUCAAUUUCUUCUCAUCCUCUAAGGCUACCUCCUCGCACUCCUCCUUCAGCCCCAACCCAAAUGCCCCGCCAGGCCCUCAAGACGACGACAACGGCGUUAGAGUCGAAGCCAAAGGAGUAUAUAUGAUUCUCUGGAGAACCGACCUUCCAAGAAAAUACCAUUGGGGAGUUCUUGUCGCUACAACCGAGACUCAAGGCUUCCUGUUCCACCAAAACUUCAGCGGAACCCUUUGGCGCUAUGUAGUUGAGCCUAAGAACAUAACGAAAUCCGGAAGAUUACUCGUUGCCCUUAAGCUUGGUGUGGUCCCAGAUGUUACGGAUGAGUGGAUGGGCGCCAUGAAAAACUGCAUUCGAUCAACUGAAGUGCCAGGAAGCGAAUUUACGUGUCGAACCUGGGCUCUUGCGGCCGUGUACGAACUUGCCAACUGCGGAUUCAUUGAUAAGAUUGAGGAGGAGGCGAAAGAUUUAGCAAUUCAUGCGCUAGACACGGAUCAGAAAUACGUUGCCGUCAGUGAGCAAAGUCGUCCGUAA
Messenger RNA from Microsporum canis CBS 113480, 534 nucleotides. RefSeq lists its product as hypothetical. Bases 1 to 534 code for a protein of 177 amino acids. The transcript is spliced from 2 exons. Lineage: Eukaryota; Fungi; Ascomycota; Eurotiomycetes; Onygenales; Arthrodermataceae. The record is from RefSeq and is a predicted model, not a curated record.